UCAGUGUGCAUGGCGACGCCACCGACGCCACCCGAGCCUCCGACGCGCUACCCUCCUCCGGUGCCCGAGCUCAAGCUCUCUGUGCCGCCGGUGGCCGCGUCGCCUGAGGAGUCGCCACGCCUCUCGCUGCCUUCAUCGCCCAGCCGCGGCGUCGCCUCCGAGGCGUCGUCCAGCAGGAGCGCCGACGAACAGCUCUCGCCGCGCAGCACGUCCGGCGGCUCCCGUGCCAGCAGGCAGCAGCGGGCAGCAGCGCUGGCGGAAGGCUGCGGUGCGAGCGCGGCCUCGCGCCCGUCCGACCGGUCUCCGCUCCUGAAGGGGUCCGAGCGGUCGCCAGGCCUGCGCUGCUCGAUCCCAAAGGCGGGCAGCUCGAUCCCGGCCUCCGCGACCUGCCCCGCCGACAUGCGGCUCCCCGCUCCCAUGGUGGACCAGCGGCGCAGGGCGGGCGGCGGCGGCGGCCUGCUCGCCUUCCUCGGGGGGCAGCUCGGCUCGGACAGCGCGCAGGCGAUGGUGUACCGGAGCGAGUCUGCUUCGGAGCAGGACGCGCAGCGGCGGCGCGAGGGCAUCUACAACUUCUUCCAGGUGCCGCGGAACCUCGAGCCGCUUCUCCUCUUCGGCUACCUCGCCUGCGUCGACGCCUUCAUCGACCAGUGCACCUUCCUCCCCAUCCGCGUCCUUUUC
Emiliania huxleyi CCMP1516 is the source of this 678-nucleotide messenger RNA. RefSeq lists its product as hypothetical. The annotation marks the transcript as partial. Gene Ontology annotation, biological process: maintenance of protein localization in endoplasmic reticulum. The record is from RefSeq and is a predicted model, not a curated record. The transcript is spliced from 3 exons. Gene Ontology annotation, cellular component: endoplasmic reticulum membrane. NCBI's taxonomy places the organism in Eukaryota, Haptophyta, Isochrysidales, Noelaerhabdaceae.